Messenger RNA from Spinacia oleracea (spinach), 530 nucleotides. RefSeq names its product 60S ribosomal protein L39. The coding region runs from base 157 to 312 and encodes 51 amino acids. The record is from RefSeq and is a predicted model, not a curated record. The transcript has 3 exons. Gene Ontology annotation, biological process: translation. Gene Ontology annotation, cellular component: ribosome; cytosolic large ribosomal subunit. Lineage: Eukaryota; Viridiplantae; Streptophyta; Magnoliopsida; Caryophyllales; Amaranthaceae. Gene Ontology annotation, molecular function: structural constituent of ribosome.
CCAUGAAAUGUUAAAAGUGUGCAUUUGUAUUUCUACUUGGUAUUAGAAGGUGUUCGGAGAUUUAGGGUUUCAUUUAUACGUGGUGUUAAAGGGGUUUAGGGUUCCUGCACCACUUCUCCCCGUCGUCGCUGCCGAAACACCCUCAGCUAAGCAAAGAUGCCUUCUCACAAGACGUUCAUAAUCAAGAAGAAGCUGGCGAAGAAGAUGAGACAGAACAGGCCUAUUCCUCAAUGGAUUCGCAUGAGGACUGACAACACCAUCAGGUACAAUGCUAAGCGCAGACACUGGCGUCGCACCAAGCUCGGAUUCUAGAUGACGGGAUGCUCCUCUUAAGUCCUACCUCAACUAUCUUAUUUUCUUAGAUUUUAUUCUACUGAGGAACAAACAAUUUUGUUGUAGUUUUUUUUUAUGAUCGGAUGUAUUUGUUGCUUAAUAUUGAAAUUGCGAUGAAUUUUUGAGACAUCUAAGUUGUUCUGAUUUUAUUCUGAUAUUGAAUUCUGAAAUAACUAAAAUAUUUCUGGGUUGAUGAA